Glossina fuscipes is the source of this 3550-nucleotide messenger RNA. Its product is annotated as dipeptidyl aminopeptidase-like protein 6. Bases 155 to 3094 code for a protein of 979 amino acids. The transcript is spliced from 13 exons. Gene Ontology annotation, biological process: proteolysis. NCBI's taxonomy places the organism in Eukaryota, Metazoa, Arthropoda, Insecta, Diptera, Glossinidae. The record is from RefSeq and is a predicted model, not a curated record. Gene Ontology annotation, molecular function: dipeptidyl-peptidase activity; serine-type peptidase activity.
AAGAAAACGAAUUUAAAGGAAGCGCAAGAAAACCACAAAUUUGAAAAAGGAAAAUAAGUUUUUGUUUUUUUUUUUUCAAAAAAACGAACACAAAAGAAAGUAACGGGAAAAAUAAAUAUUUCUAUUAAAAAAAGCUCAAAAAUUCAUUACGAAAAUGUCGGUUGAUCUGAGUGUACAGCAAGAGCCUACAGUAUCUGUUAUAACUACAGUGCCGAUGGCCGCCAAUGGGGGUGAAAUGGAUGCUUUAUUAUUAGGUCGCAUAGGGCAACAUCCGGAAUUGGUGGCCAUUUCACCGGAGAGACGUAAUUGGCGAGGCAUUUUUAUAGCAUUAUUGGUCAUAGCAGCCGUUUUCAGUUUAAUUAUAUUUUCCAUAUUUUUACUAUCACCAGAGGAUGAAGGCUUACGUAUACGUGGCAAUCGUUUGACCUUGAAUGAUAUUCUGGGUAAAAGAUUUCAAUGGAAAUCAUUUAAUGGCACGUGGCAUAGUGAUACGGAAUUUGUAUUUCGUGAUCCAACCGGAGGUUUGUCCAUAUUAAAUUUAGAUAAUUAUACAACGCGUGUUUUAAUGACCAACUCAACAUUCCGUCAAUUGAAUGCUGAAACAUUUUUAGCAUCGCCAGAUCUCAAAUACGUUCUAUUGCAAUCCGAUAGCAAUGCAGAGGGUUCAAGGCAUCAUGUAUAUGAAGUGUUAACCGAGAAUCGUUUUCCCCUGGGACCAACUGAAAAUUUAGAGGAAGCACCACGUUUACAAUAUGUGUUAUGGGCUCCUUAUCAUAAUCAACAGGUUUCUCUAAAUGCAUUCAAUAUACAGCAACAGAGCAGUACAUUGACUGCUACUGCCACAACUAUUUCAACACCACUAAGCACAACUGGUAGCCUAUUAUUAAAUAGUUUAGCGAAUGGCGCUAGUGCAGCGAAUUUAGUUAAACCACCAACACCUGCCCAAGUUCAGGCUUCGGCUUCAUUGUCUACCAGUAUUAAUAUGAAUAAAGCUUUCACCCAAAAUCAAGCGAUUGCUUUCGUUUAUGAAAACGACAUUUACUACAAGCCGAAGGUGCAAGGUGAACUUGUAUGUCGGAUAACAGCUACGGGUCAGGCAGGUAUAAUUUAUAAUGGCAUACCGGAUUGGACCUAUGAAAAUGUGCCCGAACUAAAUAGUAAACGAACAAGUAUGGCAUUCUCACUGGACGGUCUUUAUUUGGCCUUUCUAACAUUUAAUGAUAGCGAGGUCACCGAAUACAAAUACACCUGGAUGGGUGAUGAUCUGAAAUACCCGGCGGUUUUGUCGCAACGUUACCCAAAAGCUGGAUCCACCAAUCCUAAUAUCACCGUGAAUGUAGUAAAUCUUUCCGUCCUCAAGUAUAUAUUUCCUACACAAAUAAAAUUGCCACCGGAACUGGCAAAUGGUAGUUACGUAGGUGCUCUUACCUGGGCUUCACCUAUCGAUCUGUCGGUCACUGUAACUAAUCGUGCUCAAACUAAAGCCACUACUGUAGUGUGCAGAGCGCCCGACUUUCAUUGUAGCACAGUACACACAGAGGUAACCAUCAACGACGGUUGGGUACUACCAGCCGAAAGACCCAUCUUUUCCGUACUUCUCAGUCAACAACUGAGAAAUCACAAUAUCGCUACAAUUAAUGCCACAAAUGGUAAACCGGAAAACUUUCAAAAUAUAACAAAUGGGCAGACAACGUAUGAGAUAAGUAACGGCGGUUAUUUGUUAAAGCGUCUGCCCGUACGUGAUGGCGAACAUGGACACUUUCGUCAUGUAGUCUUCAUAUCAUCGCUGGAUCGUAGACCGGUUCCUUUAACUAUGGGCCGUUUUGAAGUAACCGAAAUUGUGGGAUGGGAUGAGGCGAAUGAAAUUGUUUAUUUUAUGGCUGCUCCUGAGAAGCGUCCUGGUGAAAGGCACCUCUACAAGAUCAGCCUUAAAUUGAAUGUUACCAAAACGAAUCGUACUUAUAUCACCUCAUCACAGCCCACCUGCCUGACAUGUGAUAACUCACCGGCAACGUAUAGAUUGCCUCAUACCAGAGCACUGUAUUACGGCUAUGACGAGGAUGAUAUUGAAGAGGGGGAACAGGUUUACGUGAUACCACGCAAUUGUCGAUUCAAUAAUAUUUACUUUAGUAAGAAUUUCUCAUAUUAUGUGCAAGAAUGUCUCGGUCCCGAAACACCUAGCGUCUAUUUAGUAGAAACACAAAAUAAUUUAAAAACUUUGAUCUUAAAUGCUGGGGAUAAUUUAAGACAUCGCUUCCAGCAGUACGCCGUACCGCAAAUACGAACAUUUAGCGUCGAAAUACGUCAUGGCUUUCAUGCACAAGUAAAAUUAUAUUUACCCCCAGGAAUGAAAGAAGAUGAAGAGGUCGCAUUCCCAAUGAUAUUGCAAAUUGAUGCUGCACCUGGUUCACAACUAGUUAACGAGCGUUUCCAUCUCAACUGGAAUUGGUAUUUAUGUAGUCAACGCUCUUUCAUUGUAGCACAAAUUGAUGGUCGUGGUAGCGGCUAUCAAGGCGAACUUUUACGCACACAAAUACAUGGUAAAUUGGGUAAGGUGGAAGUGGAAGACCAGUUAGCAGUACUAACCUACUUGCGCGACAAUUUCAAAUUUAUAGAUCCCUCGCGCAUAUGUGCUUACGGUUGGGGUUAUGGCGGCUAUGCCACGGCCAUGACCCUUAUCGAUGACUCGCAACAGGUUUUACAAUGCGGCGUAGCCGUCAAUCCUAUAGCAUCGUUUGGUUAUCACUAUUCCUUUUUCACUGAACGAUAUAUACCCCUUAAAGGCGAUUAUGUCCAUGCUUUGCAAGAUGCCGAUCUGACAAUGCGUGCUGGUAACAUUAAAGGCAGAAAUUUAAUGUUAAUACACGGUACCGCCGAUACUUUGAUACACCAAGAGCAUACAUUAAUGCUGGUGAGAGCUUUGGUGGAUCAAGAGGUGAAAUUUCGCCAUCAGGUCUAUCCCGAUGAGGAUCAUUAUAUGACAAAAUCACUAUCGCAUGUCUACCAAACGAUGGAAUGGUAUUUUGAUGAUUGCUUCGGACCCAGCGAUGAUAGCGAAUGGGAUCCAACUGGACUGUUUGUGUUCAAACAAUAAUUAUUAAGGUUUAGCAAAGUUUUCUUUUUUUUUUUUUGGUUAUAAUCUAGUAAAAGAAAUAGUUUAGGAUAAUUUUACUAUAGAAAAUCAAAUAAAAAAAAUUAUAACAAUUAAAAAAAAAAUGGUUGGCGAAAGUGAGGAAACAAACAAUGAAUUUAAUAAUUAAUAGAUAUAAUUAUUUUAAAUUUUGUGCGAGCUUUUAAUUUGUUGCGUUUUUUUUUCUUUUCAAAAAUUUUUUAUAUAUUUAAGAUUAAUCGCAAUAAUGAUGAAAACAGUUAUGUGUUAAUACUAAUAAUGAUAUUUAACGAUUAAUAAUAAAUUUUUUGUUACGAUUGUCAUAUAUACAUAUAUAUUUGUUAAUGUGUAUGAAUGUCUAUGUGCAUGUAUAAUUAUUAUUAAAUAAUAUUUAUUGUGUAAUGUAUUUUUUAUUUCAUCCCUGAUUAAAUUAUAUCCAUA